GAAAUUUUCUUUGGUACUACUAAUCUACUAUAUAUCUAAUAUCUUCGUACACAGUUUGUCCCCAAAACAAUCAGAAAUGGCUGUCAAAAACACCUUCCGGUUGUCCCUAAAGCAGUUUCAAUUGCUUCUUCUUCUCUUAUCACUGUUGCCCUUCUCUGCAACUCCAUUGACCUUCAAUUUCCCCAGCUUUCACCCUGCUGAUACCAGCCAUAUAUUUAUGGAGGGAGAUGCUUCCCCCGAUGGCUUCCUCCGACUCACAAAAAGUGCUGUUGACCAGGUACUAUAUGGGAGCGUUGGUCGAGCCACCUUCAAAGAAAGCUUCCUCCUCCGACAAAACUCCACCGGAAAAUUAGCUGAUUUUACAUCAAGUUUCACAUUCGCCAUUGACUCCAGCAACGAGACCGACUACGGUGAUGGGCUGGCCUUCUUCCUAGCGCCGUCCGGGUCCUUACUGAACCUCACAUCAGGAUCAGGUAGCAGUCUUGGCCUCCCUGUCAACUGUACGCUGGCAAACUAUACCAUGUCGAGUACCGAAUACCCGUUUGUGGCGGUUGAGUUUGAUAUCUACCCCAAUUAUAAGACAAAAACGAUUGAUUGGGGACUGGAUUACACUCAUGUAGGCAUCGACAUCAACUCCAUCAAGUCUAACGUUACUGAGCAAUGGGAUGGGGGUAUCAAGGAAGGAAAAGGAAAUAAUGCCACAGUUAGUUACAACUCCACCUCGAAAAAUCUUAGUGUUGCCUUCACUACGAUUCAAACUGGUGUAGAUGGGCACGAAGUCCAGGUGAUCAAAAGUGUUUAUUUCUUAGUUGAUCUGCUUCAAUACUUGCCCGAUAGGGUCAUCGUUGGGUUCUCUGCCUCAACCGGUCUCUCAGUUGCUCUGCAUAAGAUCGUCUCAUGGAAUUUCACUUCAACUCCUCUGGAUGAUGAUACUGCAGCAUCGACCACAAGUUCCAACAACAAUAUAGGACUAGUGGUUGGAUUGGGCGUUGGUGGAUGUCUUACCUUGGUUGGUGUGUUGGCUUUGCUUUGGUUCAUAUUUUGCAAGAGAAAGAGAGGAACAGAGGAUAGUAGUGAUGAUGAUACUAGGGUACUUAAUGAAUCGAUUCCUGAAGAAUUCGAAAAGGGGACAGGCCCUAGGAAAUUUUCGUACAAUGAGUUGGCCCUUGCGACUAGUAAUUUUGUACAGGGAGAAAAACUUGGGGAAGGAGGGUUUGGUGGAGUUUACAAAGGCUUCAUCAAAGAUAUGAACUCGUAUGUAGCUGUUAAGAAGAUAUCGAGGGGGUCUAAACAAGGGCUGAAGGAGUACGGAGCAGAAGUGAGUAUCAUUAGUCGGCUGAGGCAUAGGAAUCUGGUGCAACUCAUCGGUUGGUGCCAUGAAAAGAAACUCCUACUUGUUUACGAAUUCAUGCCCAACGGUAGCUUGGAUUCCCAUUUGUUCAAAGAAAAAAGCUUAUUAACUUGGGAGGUAAGAUACAAAAUUGCACAUGGAUUGGCCUCGGGAUUGCUCUAUCUACACCAAGGAUGGGAACAAUGUGUGCUGCACAGGGAUAUCAAAUCCAGCAAUGUUAUGUUGGAUUCCAAUUUUAACACGAAACUUGGAGAUUUUGGGUUAGCCAAACUUGUAGACCAUGGAAAACUCUCGCAAACAACAAUUGUGGCUGGAACCAUGGGCUACAUGGCUAUGGAAUAUGUUACAACGGGAAAGGCUAGCAAGGAAUCAGAUGUCUUUAGCUUUGGUGUUGUUGCUUUGGAAAUAGCUUGUGGGAGAAAACCAAUUGAUCCCAGGUAUGAAGGAAAGCAAAUCAAUAUGGUGGAGUGGGUUUGGGAACUCUAUGGACAAGGGAAAAUCAUUGAAGCAGCCGACCCAAAAUUGUGCGGGGAUUUUGAUGAGAAGCAAAUGGAAUGCUUAAUGGUGGUUGGGUUAUGGUGUGCUCAUCCGGAUUACAAGUCUAGGCCUUUGAUACAACAAGCAAUUCAAGUGCUUAACUUCGAAGUUCCAUUGCCUAAUCUCCCAUUGAAAAUGCCUGUGGCCUUUGCUCUUCCACUAUCACUCUCGAUGUUGUAUGGUGGUGACACUACUGGAGGUCAAAGUGAGUCUUCAGGAUAUGGUUCUACCAUCAACUCCUCACAGUUCACCUCAUCUUUAGAAUGUGCACAUUCUAAUCCAUCAGCAGCUUUAUAGUAAGCAGAUUUAAUAUUGAGUUCAUCUAGCUUAAUAAAUUAUUAAAUUGAUAACCUGUAUUACGCUUCCCUAUCUUCCAAAUAUUUGUACUUUAUUUAUUGUAUUGUGUUAUAUUUGGAAAAUUGCUAUUGGUAUUCCUCAAAAGUCA
Messenger RNA from Rosa rugosa (rugosa rose), 2333 nucleotides. RefSeq names its product L-type lectin-domain containing receptor kinase IX.1-like. The transcript has a single exon. Gene Ontology annotation, biological process: protein phosphorylation. Gene Ontology annotation, molecular function: ATP binding; carbohydrate binding; protein kinase activity. Gene Ontology annotation, cellular component: plasma membrane. The record is from RefSeq and is a predicted model, not a curated record. The coding region runs from base 77 to 2185 and encodes 702 amino acids. Lineage: Eukaryota; Viridiplantae; Streptophyta; Magnoliopsida; Rosales; Rosaceae.